AUGGGUCCCGUAAAAAGAAAACUGGCAGCCGAAGAUUCGGCUAUGACGAAGCCACCGAAUAAACGACCCAAAUCCGAUGUCAAACCGAAGACAGAGAGAUCACAUCCCGAGCAAGACAAGAGCCAGAAGCCCAAGAUCGUAUCCGUUUUCGCGAAAGAGCAACCUGCAUUCCCUCGAGGGGGUGCGAGUCUGCUGACUCCAUUAGAGCGAAAGCAGAUUCAAGCCAAAGCAUCUCGUGAUGCAGUAAGAGAGCAGAGAAGACAGACCCCAGAUUUCUUUGGAGGAGGAGGCACCAAAGAGGAUGAUACGGGCGAUGAGGAUAGCAAUUCCGCAUCAGAACCAGAAGUGAAGAAACCGGCCAAACGGCCACGAAAAGAAAAAGUCCGUUCCAAAAGCUCUGAAGGUCAGAGCUCGGAGGCUCGAAUUGGAGGCCUCAGCUACAAGCGAAUAACAACGGGCUCUCUUAUACUAGGCCAGAUCACGUCAGCAGGUGCGAGGUCUCUGACAGUCGCACUACCAAACAAUCUCGUAGGCUAUGUGCCAUUGACCUCGAUUUCUGCUCAAUUAACUGGGAAGAUACAAGACUUGCUCGAGGGGAACGACGAAGAAAAUUCCAGUGACAGCGAGCAAGAGGACGAGCAAGAUAUUGUCCUGACCAACUAUUUUCGAGUGGGACAGUACCUUCGGGUUGCCGUGACGUCUACUGAGCAAGAUGGACGUGGGAACAAAUCAAGCGCACGAAAACGAAUCGAAUUAUCUGUUGAGCCCUCCUUGACCAACAUCGGGAUCCGUCGAGAAAAUCUCGCCAUUGGUGCCACUGUCCAAGUAUCAGUAAGCAGCGUUGAAGACCACGGAUUAGUGGUAGAUCUGGCGCUAGAAGAACAAGACGUCCGCGGGUUCAUUCCUCAGAAGCACCUGCCAAACGAUCUUCCUCUGCCUGAUAUCAAGACUGGUGCCGUUUUCUUGUGCUCUGUGCUGGAAAUCCGCUCCAACAACAAAGUCGUGAAGCUGUCCGCCGAUCCCGCAAUAGCUGCUCCGUUGAAAGCUGCGCCCUCGGUUGAUAUUUUUCUCCCUGGCACCAAUGCCGAAAUACUGGUCAACCACCUCACCGAUGCCGGGCUUUCCGGAAAGAUUAUGGGCUUACUUGAUGUGACCGCCGACGUGGUGCACUCGGGCUCCUUCAAAGACCGAGAAUCAUUCCUCGCCAAGUUUGACGUUGGCGACAAGAUUGUAGGGCGUCUAAUUUGCACCUAUCCUCUCUCAGAAACGAAGAGAUUGGGCUUCUCAGUUUUGGACAACGUGCUCAAUCUGGAGCGCACUCGAGAGUCAGACUCAGAGGGGGGCCAGGCAUUGACUUUGUCUUCCAUUGUCGAAUCUGCGCGGGUGAUUCGCGUUGAGCCCGGUCUAGGAAUCUAUCUACAGUUAGGUCCGGACACAAUCGGCUUCGCACAUAUAUCUCGUCUCUCCGAGAAGAAGAUAGAGAUUCUCUCUGAAGUGAGCGGUGCGUUCAAGCUGGGAACCGAACACAAGGCCCGUGUGAUUGAUUUCAAUCCCGUUGACCGCCUCUACCUUGUCUCUCUCCAACAGAAAGUCCUUGAGCAGCCUUUCCUCAGAUUCGAUGAUGUGCCCCUUGGUGCAGUCGUCAAGGGGACAAUUGAGAGAUUACUUAUCAAAGAAACAGGUGUUCAGGGUCUGAUAGUCGCUCUUGCGGACGGCCUAAGCGGUCUUGUGCCUAGGAUCCAUAUGUCAGAUGUUGAUCUCAAGCACCCCGAGAGAAAAUUCAGAGAGGGACAGACCGUGACAGCCAGGGUUUUGUCCAAGGACCCAAAUAAACGUCGUCUAAAACUGACCUUGAAGAAAGCACUCGUCAAUAAUGAUCAGAAAGCGUGGUUGCGAUUUGAGGACAUCGAGUCGGGUGAUUCCACGGCGGGUACAUUAACCAAAGUGGACCGGCUUGGAGCCGUCGUCCGAUUUUAUGGGCCCGUCCGGGGAUUUCUUCCAGUAUCUGAAAUGAGCGAGGCGUACAUCAAGGAUGCCACGGAACAUUUUCGUGUGGGUCAAGUUGUGUCGGUCAACGCCAUCAGCAUUAACGCAGCAGAAAAUCGCUUAACUGUUUCCUGCAGAGAUGUCAAUGCAGCUACUCCAUCGAUUGAGAGCUCUCUGGCAGCGUUACAACCUGGUACCAUUGUUAAAGGCACGGUCUUUGAAAAGUCACAAAAUGAUAUCUUGCUACGGUUAGAUGACUCGGCUGCUAUUGCACGAUUAACCCUGGACCACAUUUCCGACGGUUCGGUGAAGAAACGAGAAUCUGCUUUUCACAAGAUACGAGUUGGGCAAAAGAUCGACAACGUUCUCAUUCUACAGGUUCAGGCAAAGAGAAGACUGGUGUUGGUAUCAAACAAACAAAGCCUGGUUCACGCUGCUCAAGAGGGCUCUUUUCUCAAGAGCUAUGAACAACUUCAACGAGGGGCCAUUGUGACAGGCUAUGUUUCGAGCAUUACCGACGAUGGCGUGUUCGUUAACUUUGCGGGCGGGAUCAGUGGCCUAAUCACAAAAUCCCAGCUCUCGGUUGAGAAAGAAAACGAAACAGACUUCGGAAUGACCAAAUUACAACCUGUCUCGGCCAAAGUCUUGUCCAUUGACUACAAGGGUGCCACCCCAAGAUUUUGGUUAACCAUGAGAGAGACCUCUCAGAAUGGCGAUUCGAAGGGACCGACAACUGAGUCUGCAGGCGACUUGCCCAAACUUUUGGACCCCGUGGAUACAAGCCUCGCAAGUGUCAGUGACCUAGUAAUAGGCAGAAUCACUAAAGCACGGGUGGUAUCGGUCAAGGACACACAGGUCAACGUGGAGCUAGCGAAGAACAUACAGGGGCGCAUCGAUGCUUCCGAAGUUUUUGACGAAUGGAAAGAUAUUGAAGAUCGCAAGAAGCCAUUGAAGCGAUUUAAUCCGAAACAAGAACUCGUGGUCCAAAUACUUGGAGCACACGACACUAGAAACCAUAAAUUCCUACCGCUUACACAUAGGAAGGGGAAGAAUACGGUGCUCGAGCUCUCGUGCAAGCCGAGUUCCAUUUCAGCUCCAGGAAAGACCAGUCUUACCCUGGCAGAUAUGUCAGUGGGGUCCAAGUGGCUGGCCUUCGUCAAUAACAUCUCCGAGGAAUGUCUUUGGGUGAAUAUAUCACCUUCCGUCCGUGGAAGAAUUCGGGCCACGGACGUCUCAGAUGAUCUAUCCCUCGCGGCCAAUCUGCCGAAAAACUUCCCCAUCGGAUCUGCUUUGCAGGCUCAUGUCCUCGCCGUCGACCUUGAAAAGGCUCAUUUGGAUCUAUCCGCCAGGUCGGAUGGGACUGCGAGUUCUCUGACCCUCGAGGAUAUCUCGAAAGGUCUAAUACUUCCAGGCCGAGUCACCAAAAUCACCGAUCAUGGGAUCCUGGUCCAAAUAGGCGAUCAAGUUGUUGGAGCCGUUGAUUUGAUUGAUAUGGCCGACGAUUAUAACGAUGCGAACCCCGCUAAAUACCGGAAGAACGAGGUCUGUCGGGUCUGUGUGCUCGGCGUGGACGUCGCAAACAAAAAGGUCAAUUUAUCAACGCGUCCUUCCAAAGUAUUGAGCUCUUCGAUGGAAGUAACUGAUCGAGAAAUCACGUCCCUCAGCCAACUUGCAGUCAAUGACGUGGUCCGAGGCUUCAUCAGCAAUGUAGCAGAUACAGGUGUCUUCGUGAUACUGGGACAUGGUGUCACGGCUUUUGUCAGAGUAACUCAUCUGUCAGACAGCUACCUGAAAGAGUGGAAAGAUCACUUUCAGCGCGAUCAGCUGGUCAAAGGAAAGAUCAUCAUGGUCGAUGAGGCAUCUGGGCACGUCCAGAUGAGCUUAAAGGAAUCGGCCUUGAAGCCCGACUACAAAGUCCCGCUUACCUUCAAUGACUUGCAUGUUGGAGACAUUGUGACUGCCAAAGUGGUUAAAGUCGAGUCUUUUGGGGUCUUUAUUCUGAUCGACAACUCUGAAAAUGUACGCGGGCUCUGUCAUCGCAGUGAGAUUGCAGAAAAACGAAUCGAAGAUGCCAGCAAGCUAUUCACCGAGGGAGAUGCGGUCAAGGCCAAAGUACUGAAACUGGAUCCAGCCAACCGAAGAGUCAAUUUUGGGAUGAAAGCUUCUUACUUUUCUGACGCUGUCGGAGACGACGAGGCAGAGAGCGAGGCAGAAUCAGUAAAGGAAAGUUUCGAAGAUGGUGGCGCUGAAGUUGAUCAAGAAGCGAAAGACGCAGGCGAUGACAAAGCUGAAGAGGCUGAUGAUACUGACGAGGACGAAUACGAUGUAGACGACCUCGAUGACGACGGUGCACAUGUAAAAGAAGCCACCUCGAGUCUCGACAAAGGGCCGCAAAACAAUGGCCUCAGCGUCGGGGGUUUCGACUGGUAUGGGAUUGCUAAAUCUCCCAGCACAAAGUCGAACAGGAGAGCGGCCGAGUCGGACUCGGAAGAUGGAAAAUCAACAACAUCGCCGAAGAAAAAGAAGAAACGCGCCGAAAUUCAAGUUGAUCGUACGGGAGAUCUAGACGUUGGCGGACCUCAAUCGGUGGAUGACUUUGAGCGGUUACUCAUCAGCGAGCCCGAUUCAUCACUUCUCUGGCUCCAAUAUAUGGCAUUCCAUCUCGAAUUAGGUGAUGCGGAUCAAGCGCGACAGAUUGGAGAGCGAGCAUUGAAGUCGAUCGGACUCGGACAAGAACAAGAAAAGAUGAAUGUGUGGGUGGCACUAUUGAAUUUGGAAAAUGCUUAUGGGAACGAAGAGACGGUUGAGGCGACGUUCAAGCGGGCGUGCGAAUACAACGAUCCCCAAGAGAUUUAUUCCCGAUUAACCAGCAUCUACAUUCAAUCGGGCAAACACGACAAGGCGGACGAGUUGUUUCAACAAAUGCUAAAGAAAUUCGCGCAAGCUCCCAAAGUGUGGAUUAAUUAUGCGACUUUCUUUUUCGACACCGCGGCGGACGCCGACAAAGGACGAGCUUUGCUACCUCGUGCCCUUCAGGUUUUGCCAAAAUUCACACAUUUGGAUGUGACAGUGAAAUUUGCGCAACUCGAAUUCAAGUCCCCGAAUGGAUUGGCCGAACGAGGGCGAACCGUCUUCGAAGGAUUAAUCAGUUCAUUCCCCAGACGAGUGGACUUGUUUAAUGUUCUUCUUGAUCUGGAGCUCAAAUUGGGCGACAAAGAGCAGGCCCGGGGGUUGUUCGAGCGGAUCUUCAGCCACAGACUCAAACCCAAGCAGGCCAAAUAUUUCUUCAAACGAUGGCUGGCUUUUGAAGAGAGAGAAGGGGAUGAGCGACGCAUCGAAGAAGUCAAGGCCCGGGCAGCGGAAUGGGUGCGAACAAGCAGAGAAACAAGAUAA
Rhinocladiella mackenziei CBS 650.93 is the source of this 5379-nucleotide messenger RNA. RefSeq lists its product as uncharacterized. The record is from RefSeq and is a predicted model, not a curated record. NCBI's taxonomy places the organism in Eukaryota, Fungi, Ascomycota, Eurotiomycetes, Chaetothyriales, Herpotrichiellaceae. Gene Ontology annotation, molecular function: RNA binding; protein binding. Gene Ontology annotation, cellular component: small-subunit processome; nucleus; nucleolus. The transcript has a single exon. Gene Ontology annotation, biological process: rRNA processing. The coding region runs from base 1 to 5379 and encodes 1792 amino acids.